This is a messenger RNA of Funneliformis geosporum, 924 nucleotides long. The record is from the annotation of a GenBank genome assembly. NCBI's taxonomy places the organism in Eukaryota, Fungi, Glomeromycota, Glomeromycetes, Glomerales, Glomeraceae.
AUGGUUUCUCUGAAAUUAAUUUCUUUAAUUGCUCUUGUUACAUUCCUUGUAACUUUAAUUGAAUCUGCACCAGCUAAAACCUGUCCAUUUGCAAUUAAGUAUAUAAAUGAACCUCUUAAUACCUAUAUUGUUACACUCAAAACGCCUUCCAAUCAUUAUGAAGCUGUCAAUGCUGAAAUAAAACAUUUUAAUUUAUUAAAAGAAUGCGCAGACAAAAAAAUUUCAAACAUAUUAAAUUUAUCUAAUCUUGUUAAUAAAGUUCUUGAUUCAAUUCGAAAAGAUCCAAAGAACAUUUUAAAUUUCAGUGUCAAAGGACUUAGUUUUUGUCGAGAAACAUCUAUUCAAGCUACCAGAAAGAUAUUAAAUGAUGAUAAAUUUUCUCGUAAUGAAAAAGUUUUUAAAUCACAAGAUGAUGACAAAACAAGUUUAAAAAAUCUUGAUCGAGUCGAUGAAAGGAAAUUUACAUUAGAUGGAAAAUAUAAAUCCCCGAUAGAAAGUGCCAAGGAGCGAAUGUUUAUAUUCUUGAUACGAAUUAAUACCGGUCAUUUAGAUUUUGAAGGAAGAGCUGAAUUCGCUGCUGCUGUUUGUACUGUAUGUGAAAAUCAUGGAACAAUGGUUGCCGAAAUUGUUGGUGGUAGCAAUUUUGGUAUUGCCAAAUUAGUGAAAUUAAUUACAAUCAAAGUAUUAAAUGCUCAAGAGCAUGAGAAAUCUCAGAACAAGAAAACUAUCAUAAAUAUGUCCUUAGGCUUUGGUCAACGAGUAGAAGAAGUCGAUCGCGCAGUUAAGAACGCACAUUAUCGUGCUUUGUUAAUUCUUCCAGUUGGUUUACAAACAGCCAGUGGAAUAAGUUUUUCUUCUCCUCAUGUUGCUGGUGCAUUUGCUUGUAUCAUCGCAAACAAAAAUUUAACUCCUGAUCAAGCAUAA